This is a messenger RNA of Anopheles coustani, 1382 nucleotides long. RefSeq lists its product as uncharacterized. Gene Ontology annotation, cellular component: nucleus. The coding region runs from base 84 to 1352 and encodes 422 amino acids. The record is from RefSeq and is a predicted model, not a curated record. The transcript has 2 exons. Gene Ontology annotation, biological process: positive regulation of Notch signaling pathway. Lineage: Eukaryota; Metazoa; Arthropoda; Insecta; Diptera; Culicidae.
UUGAAUGUACUAAAUCGAUUUUGUGAAUGUUCCAUCGGUAGUUGAUUGUGUCUAUUCGUUAUAAAUACAUUUUGCUCCCUAACAUGGCGUUGUGGAACGAACUGAAUCUUAUUCCCCCUACGCCUAUGACUAAAGUAGUUUCAUUGAAAAACAUACGAGCUGAUGUACUCCACUUAGCAAAUACGACUGUUGGCAUGAUGGAGUAUUUUUCGUCGAUGAAAACGUUCGAAACAGCCGCUGCAUACGUUUCUCGGUUUUGCCAUGUGUGGAAGUUGCCGUUUCGGAACAUGCACGGAUUUCAAGUGAUGCGACGACUAAACAAAACCCUACUCCGUAUCAAGGGUAUGAACAUUUUUUGGGAUGUCCAUAGCUUCCACGAGUUUCUUGCCGCAGACAACUACAUGGGGAAGGAAGUAAAGCUUCCUGUUCGUUCAAAUCUGGAAUACUUGCUCGUACGGCUACAAGGACUGAUCAAACUGUUUAUACGUGUCGUCUACCUCACUAAAGAUGCUGCAAGCUAUCAGUUAAAAUUGAUCAAUAUGGCUUUCUUCCUCUCUCAAAACUCAAUCUUUCUCGCGUCGAUGGGCGAGCUGUGGUCAUUGGCGCGUGAUGCAUGUCGAAAGCUGAAUGAAUUUUACACCGGCUUACUCGCAGGCCUUCGCAUUCUUCCCGAAUCCGACGAGCCCUGGUUACCGAACGGUUAUAACCUUCCAGCCAGCUUAGCAAAGUGGCUCGGCAGCGAGUGGGCACAGGAAAUAGUCUCGAAUGCUAAUUUACCCGCUAUUGACAUGCGUAAGGAAGCGACGCUGAUGACUCUUAUGAACGCGAGGGAAGACGGAGAUGAAGGUGUGGCACUCGAAAAAAUAAAGAGCAUCGUGGUAAAUGUGGAUAAAAAGGCCAAAAAACAGGAGACACCAGAGCGAAGAGUUAAAAUACCGAAACGUUUGUCAUUGGCUGACUUACCAACCGACGUUGAGGAGGUGGUCUCCACAAAGGAUAUAGCUGCGGUUGUUACUCCGGCGAAGAGAAAACUGGGAUCAGCAAAAUCGACUUUGAAAACUGGUUCCGUCGGGGAGGCGGUAGAUACAACUGUUCGUCCUGCGAAGCAACCUCGCCGCUUCGAUGCGAGCAUGCUAGACGGUCUUAAAUCCAAGUUCAAUGUGAAACAAUUUAUCGAAGAAGAGCGUGCUAAGCGUAGCGACAAGCUCAAACAGCCGAUAACCUGGAGAGUUUCCGAAGAUGAAUUUACUGACUUUUACGCGCGUCUGAUGAAAGAUUUGAAUCGGCUAUCAUCGGGCGAUUUUGUGAGCUUCUUUAAAAAAGAAUUUGUACAAAUGGUUGGGGAAGAGUAAAAUGUAUAAUAAAUUUGUCCUGAUCAAAAU